Hermetia illucens (black soldier fly) is the source of this 1244-nucleotide messenger RNA. RefSeq lists its product as uncharacterized. NCBI's taxonomy places the organism in Eukaryota, Metazoa, Arthropoda, Insecta, Diptera, Stratiomyidae. The transcript is spliced from 3 exons. The record is from RefSeq and is a predicted model, not a curated record. Bases 448 to 921 code for a protein of 157 amino acids.
UAUUGUGAGGCAGAUAGAUGUAUCUUUUGGGGAGUAAAAAGUCAGUUUUAUAAGAAGUUUCAAGAAAUUCCGCAAACAUAGUUCCAACACAAUAAGUAUUACACGUAGUAUAUAAAAGAGGAAGCAAUCCAUCUUUUUAGGUCAUUUAAAAUUUUUAGCUAAUAUGAAAUGGUGGUGUAAGAUCCUAUUGAAAGCGUGUAUUAUACUCAAAUUUAUUUAUUAUUUUAAUUCCUAAUCCCCAUAGUGCGUGCGUGUGAAAAAGUUUUGUGAAGUAUUAACAAUAUUUUUUUAAACAUUUGUUUUCAAUUGUUGUGAUUCAAUCAUUCUGAGAAAACUUUAAUCCGGAGGAAGUUAUUUGAAUUAUUCAAGUUGUGUGAAUUUUAAAGAAAAGUUGAAUCCAUUCCGGCCAACGUUCUCAAGUUUCUGCAUUAAAAAAAGAAGAUCAAAAUGAAGAUUCAAAUGCGAAUAUUAGUUGCAAUGAGUGUCAUCACACUAAGCAUACAAAAGUCAGUGAGCACUGGUUCGAGAAGAGUCUGUACAUUGGAUGAAAUGCGUGAAUUGGCUGCUAAUGCCUGUGAUCAUAUGUUUAUGCGAGAAAAGCGACAAAUUUCUAAUAGUCUUCUGAAUUCGUGGGAUCAUCCAAAAAGUGGUACUGCACACCUCCACCACCCCAGCAAAGGAGUGAAAGUGCGGCGUCGUGACUUUCCUGAUGGAGGGUACCUCAUUAUCGAGCACAAAUACGCCAAAAUUCUAAGUCAGCGAAGUCAAAAACCAAAAUAUCACGUGGUCGACUGGCAUUCCAAAAAAUUCGCCAACAUGGACUAUCGCAGUAAACGCGCAAAUAGUGCAGGAAUCGGGGUGACCUAUUGCUGUACGCAUAAAUGUUCACCCCUAGACAUAUGUUUAGCUAGCAGAAAGUAAAUUUAUUUUUUUUCUUUAAUAAGUUUUAUACUAUUUAUGAGUAUGGAGUAUGUUUAGAAAAACUACAUAACAGUGAAAGCAAGAGAAGAAAAUAUUUAUUAAAACAUUUAAAUUAAUGUUCGUCAGUAUUACGAUGCAUCGAGUGUAUCUUAGUUUUUUUCCUCAUUUCAUUUUGUUUUAUUAAAUAUUUUUAUUACACGUGCCAUCACAAUUUACGCAUUGUGAAGUGUUAAGAAUCAAAUUUGUGAUUUGAAAUACUUAAUUUUACUGAAUUAAUUGUAAGGUAAAUUUUUGUGAUUAAAAUUUCAAAUUGUGUAUUAUUA